AACUUAACUUUUAUCACAUAUUUUACCUAUGAAUUAAUAUUGUUGUAUUUGUCUGCAGCGUUUUAAAGUCCAAUCCGUGAAAAAUACUGUCUGACUUUGAACCUUUCUGUUUCUAGGUAUCUGAAAAAAGUGAAAUAAUUAAAACCGAAUCUUCUGCGAACCAUAAUUCUGACAUUUUCCAUGAACUGGAGUCCUGUCUCUUCUUGUCCGUUGUCACGUCAGGAUGCCUCAGGUGAAAUGGCAGAGAAUGAAAAGGCUUGCAGGGUGUUUUGCAAUGCAGCAGUUAACUGCAGGGCUGAGGAAGAGGAGCGUGGAGCAGAGCUGCUGAGGAAGCACUGAGGAACUGCUAGGAGGACGAAGACUAUCAGAGGGUGACUGUACUUUCUGAAACUCCUGUCCGUCUGGAACCACCUGCAAAAAUGUUCUCCAGGAAGAAGAGCAAGGAAAACAUAGAGUUGGGGGAACCUGCGGAGAGUGUAAACCUUUUAAACCAACCACCGGAAGAGCGAAAGGAAAAAAAGAGGAGGGCUGAGCGUUUCCUCAAUGAAAUGGCUCAGUGGAACGACUUUGUUCUUAUUGGUAAAAAGGACCUAAAGGAUCAACAGGAAGAUUUCAUCAAGAAACUGAAAGCAGAAGAGCUUGUAGUUGAGGAAGAAGAGGAUGAUGGCAACAUUUAUUAUGGACUGAGAGCAAACAAAGAGUUGAUGAACGCUAAACUUUGCCUCCCUAAAGACUCUUCCAUGAACAAGAGUGACGAUGUGGAGAGCAAACGUCCAGUAACCAGGAUCCUAAUUGUUGAAUCCAUUCUCAAUGAGACAAAGAUAGACACAGGAGAAGGUCUGGAGGAUCUGAUGAAAAAUGGCGUGUUUGAAAAACACUUCUGCUUGUAUGAGGAAGAGCGAAAGAAUAAAAAGAAGUGGGCUAAGCGUUUCCUCAAAGAAAUGGCUCAGUGGAACGACUUUGUUCUUAUUGGUAAAAAGGACCUAAAGGAUCAACAGGAAGCUUUCAUCAAGAAACUGAAAGAAGAAGAGCUUGUAGUUGAGGAAGAAGAGAAGGAUGACAACAUUUAUUAUGGACUGAGAGCUAACAAAGAGUUGAUGAACGCUAAACUUUGCCUCCCCAAAGACUCUUCCAUGAACAAGAGUGACGAUGUGGAGAGCAAACGUCCAGCAACCAGGAUCAGGAUUGUUGAUUCCAUUCUCAAUGAGACAAAGAUAGACACAGGAGAUGAUCUUGAGGAUCUGAUCAAGAAAGGCGUGUUUGAAACCAAGUUCUGCUUGUAUGAGGAAGAGCGAAAGGAUAAAAAGAAGUGGGCUAAGCGUUUCCUCAAUGAAAUGGCUCAGAGGAACGACUUUGUUCUUAUUGGUAAAAAGGACCUAAAGGAUCAACAGGAAGAUUUCAUCAAGAAACUGAAAGAAGAACCGAUUGAAGUUGAGGAAGAAGAGGAGGAUGGCAACAUUUAUUAUGGACUGCGAGCUUACAAAGAGUUGAUAAACGAUGAUUUUUGCCUCCCUAAAGACCCUUCCAUGAACAAGGGUGACGAUGUGGAGAGCAAAUGUCCAGCAACCAGGAUCAUAAUUGUUGAAUCCUUUCUCAAUAAGACAAAGAUAGACACAGGAGAAGGUCUGGAGGAUCUGAUGGAGAAAGGCGUCUUUAAAACCAAGUUCUGCUUGUAUGAGGAAGAGCGAAAGGAUAAAAAGAAGUGGGCUAAGCGUUUCCUCAAAGAAAUGGCUCAGAGGAACAACUACAUUCUUGUGGGUAAAAAGGACAAAAAGGAUCAACAGGUAGAUUUCAUCAAGAAGCUGAAAGAAAAACAGAUUGAAGUUGAGGAAAAAGAGCUUGAUGGUUCAAUAUAUUAUGGCCUACGAUCUACAGAAGAGAAGCCGAAGGCUGAUCUGUGCUUCUCCGAAGAAGAUUACGUAAAUGAGAAGUUAAAAUGGCUGGCAAUGAGCUACCUUCAUGUUGCAUUUACUCUCGACAUGACAUGGACAGGAGAUCGUCUGGAGUUUCUGACAGAUCUGAUGAAGAAAGGCGUGUUUGAAACCAAGUUCUACUUGCAUGAGGAUGAACGAAAGGAUGAAAAGAGGAGGCCUAAUAGUCUCCCCAAUAAAAUGGAAGAGCGAAAGGAUAAAAAGAGGAGGGCUAAGCGUUUCCUCAAUGAAAUGGCUCAGUGGAACGACUUUGUUCUUGUGGGUAAAAAGGACCAAAAGGAUCAACAGGAAGCUUUCAUCGGGAAACUGAGAGAAAAAAAGAUUAAAGCUGAUAAAAAAGAGCUUGAUGGUUCAAUAUUUUAUGGCCAACGAGCUAAAGAGGAGCUGAAGGAUGAUCUGUGCCUCUCCGAAGAGCCUAGCACGAGCAAGAGUGACGAUGUGAAGAGCAAACGUCCAGUAACCAGGAUCAUAAUUGUUGAUUCCAUUCUCAAAGAGACAAAGAUAGACACAGGAGAUGGUCUGGAGGAUCUGAUGAAGAAAGGCGUGUUUGAAAUCAAGUUCUGCUUGUAUGAGGAAAAAGAAAAGGUAAAACAGAGGGAGGCUAAGCGUGUUCUCAAUGAAAUGGCUCAGAAGAACGACUACGUUCUUCGUGGUGAAAAGGACAAAAAGAAGGAACAGGAAGUUUUCAUCAAGAAACUGAAAGAAGAACAGAUUGAAGUUGAGGAAAAAGUGAGGGAUGGCAACAUUUUUUAUGGACUGCGAGUUAAAAAAAAGGAGGUAAAGGAGAAACAAAGCAAGGAAAAUGUGACAGAAAGCAACACCUUUGCAACCAGUCCCAGACUUGAAUCCAUUCUCAAUGAGACAGAGAUAAACACAGGAGAUGAUCUGGAUGCUCUGAUUGAGAAAGGCGUGUUUGAAAAAAAGUUCUGCUUGUAUGAGCAAGAGCGAAAGGCUAAAAUGAGGAGGGCUCAGUGUUUCCUCAAUGAAAUGGCUCAGAGGAACGACUUCGUUCUUCGUGGUGAAAAGGACCUAAAUGAUCAACAGGAAGAUUUCAUCAAGAAACUGAAAGAAGAACAGAUUGUAGUUGAGAGAGAAGAGAAGGAUGACAACAUUUAUUAUGGACUGAGAGCUAACAAAGAGUUGAUGAACGCUAAACUUUGCCUCCCUAAAGACUCUUCCAUGAACAAGAGUGACGAUGUGGAGAGCAAACGUCCAGUAACCAGGAUCAUAAUUGUUGAAUCCAUUCUCAAAGAUACAAAGAUAGACACAGGAGAUGAUCUUGAGGAUCUGAUUAAGAAAGGCGUGUUUGAAAUCAAGUUCUGCUUGAAUAAGGAAGAGCGCAAGAAUAAAAAGAAGUGGGCUAAGCGUUUCCUCAAUGAAAUGGCUCAGUGGAACGACUUCGUUCUUGUGGGUGAAAAGGACUUAAAGGAUGAACAGAGACAUUUUACCAGUGAGCUGAUAUGGAGGAAAAAUAUUAAAGUUGAGGAAGCUGAGCUUGAUGGCAAAAUGUUUUAUGGCCUGCGAGCUUCAGAAAAGGCGUUGAAGGAGAAUCAGUGCCUCUCCAAAGAGCGUGGCACGAGCCAGAGUGACGAUGUGGAGAGCAAAAGUCAGGCAAUAAGGAUCAGAUUAGUUAAUUUCAUUCUUAAUGAGACAAAGACACUCACAGGAGAUGAUCUUGAGGAUCUGAUGGAGAAAGGCGUGUUUGAAAUCAAGUUCUGCUUGAAUGAGGCUCUCCUGAUGGAUUAUUACUACAUUCUUGUGGGCAAAAAGGAGAAAAAGGAGAAACAGAAGGAUUUCAUCAAGAAACUGGAAGAAAAAAACAUUAAAGUUAAGCCGUAUGAGCAGAAGACAGAGGAUGGAGAAAACAUUUUUUAUGGCCUGCGAGCUGAAGAAAAGGUGUUCAAGAAAUAUCAGUACCUGCUAAGAGUCUCCGACACCUGCAACAAUGAUGACUCCAUAAUGAGCGUCAGCCUGGCAACCAGGAUCAGGAUUGUUCAUUUCAUUCUCAAUGAGACAAAGAUAAACACAGGAGAAGGUCUGAAGGAUCUGAUGGAUAAAGGCGUGUUUGAAAAACACUUCUGCUUGCCCGAGGAAAAUCAUCAGGAGGAGCUAAAGGAUUGGGUGAAUUGGAAGAAACCUUUCUAUAAACAACCGUUCAAAAAGAUCCGGAAACACUUUGGGGAGAAGGUGGCCCUGUAUUACCUGUGGCAGAGCUGGUACACCACUUUUCUGAUUCCAGCUGCUGUUUUGGGCCUUCUGGUGUUCCUGUGUGGCAUGGCAUUUUUUGACAACAACCCUCUCAUUGAGGAGGUUUGUGACUCCAACAUCACCAUGUGUCCUCGUUGUGAGAAAACAUGUCCUUUAUGGAACCUGAAGGACACUUGCACCUAUGCAAAGAUCAGCUAUUUGUUUGACAAUUCAGCCACAGUGGCUUUUUCCCUUUUCAUGGCCUUCUGGGCCACUACAUUACUGGAGCUUUGGAAGAGAUACCGGGCAAAGCAAGUGUCCAAAUGGGAAGUUUACGACUGGAAUGAGGAAGAGGAGGAACUCGUUUUGGAGCUCGUUAAUGAUCCAGACUGCAAACCCAAAAAGCGCUAUUAUUCCUUUGGAUGGCACAUGGUGCUCCUGGCCGGGGUUACUGUCAUGAUGCUGUUGAUCAUUGGACUUGUUCCUGCUUUUGUGGUGUUUCGAGUCACGGUCCGUCCCCAGCUGCUUGAAAGUACGUGGCAAUUCAUAAAAGAGAACGCCAACACCUUGGUUUCAAUCUUUGGAGCUGUGCUGCACACCAUCGCCAUCCAGAUCAUGAAUAGGGUCAACAGAUUGGUGUCACUAAAACUGUCUGAAUUAGACAAAUCAAAGUCCCGUUCUGACAGAGAGAAAACCUUCACCAUCAUAAUGUUCACCUUCCAGUUCUUCACCAUGUUCUCCUCUCUCUUCUACAUUGCCUUCUUCCUCGGCAGGAUAAAUGGCUAUCCUGGAAACUAUUCCCGCAUCGCUGGAUACAGACUGGAGGAGUGCCACCCCAGCGGCUGUUUGUCAGAUCUCUUCAUCCAGAUGAGUGUCAUCAUGACCCUAUCACAGUUUAUCCGCAAUAUUUCUGAGGUCACCAUCCCCUGGUUGAACAACCAGUGGAAAGAAAAGACAACAAAGGAAAUAAAUUGUUUUUGUAAAAUCUCCAUUCCCUGGCCAAAGAACUGCUGUGGAAAGGGCAAAAAAGUACCAAAAGAUAAACAUCAGGAUUGUUGGAAGGAGCGAUGUGAUGACUGCUUGGGAAAAUAUUGGAAGAAAAACUACGAGCUGACUGACACGGAUGAAUACAGUCUGUUCUAUGAGAUCCUGAAGAUGGUGAUUCAGUUCAGUUUCACCACCUUAUUUGUGGCUGCGUUCCCUCUUGCACCCUUGAUGGCUUUGAUCAACAACGUUGGUGCAAUCCGUCUGGCUGCCAUCAGGAUGGUCCGGCUCCAAAAACUCCUGAUUCCAAAAAAGACCAACAGCAUUGGUGUUUGGACAAAUGUCCUGGAGGCUAUUGGAGUAUUGGCAGUGAUUACCAAUGGUUUGGUUAUUGGAGUCACAUCUAAUUUUAUUCCUCGCCUCGUCUACCGUUACGGGUACGGCCCGUGCGCCAGAAAUUUGACAGGCACACACUGCAUGAGUGGUUACAUUAACAGCACUCUGACGACGGCCUACCUGCAUUACAACAAAACAGAUGACUUUGUUCGUCCGAAGGAAAGACAUUUCUUCAAUGUGACUGAGUGCAGUUUUAGAGACUUUAGAAAUCCAGACGACCACUCUGUGACAAGUCAGUACUGGUGGGUGCUGGCAGCGCGUUUUAUCUUCAUCAUCGCCUUUGAGCAUCUUCUGCUGAUGUUCAAGGCUGUAGCAGCCUGGUUUGUUCCCAGUGAAUCCAUGAGUGUGAAGAAUGAUCGGCUGGAAAGCAAGCUGGGUCGACUCAAGAGAGAGCAGGUAAAGAAUGGAGAAAAAGUGUAACCUGCCACCGCUGAUGUCAGAUCUUCUUCUGUCCUGGGUUAUUUCAGGGGAAAUGCUGGGUUUUGUGAUUUUUUGUUUUUUUUUAUUCUUAGAUUGGGUUUGCUUUGAUUGGUUUGUAGAAAUGCAAUUAUAGUUGCAAUUUUUACUAUUUUAUAUAUGUUUUUGUUUUUGGCUGUGGGACAAUUUAUAAAAACUUCGUUUUUUUUUACUGAAAUAUAAGAAAACCAAAAUGUGUGCAUGUUAAAAUUGCUGUCAACACUGAAAGAUAUGAGGGAUAAUUAGACUGAUGAGAAAAUAUUCUAGUCAUCAGAGAGAAUCCCGUCCUUAUCCCCAGUGUUAGACAUGCAGGGUGUAGGAGGAAACAUUUUCUGGGAAAUUAUUCACUGAAACAUUUGGUCUGAUGUUUAAUUUUUUUCUGUCUUUUGAAUAAAUGCUGUAUGACAUCUGUUGUCGUCUUUGUGGUCUGAAAUAUGCUUUCAUUAAAAGGGUUAAAUAAG
Messenger RNA from Oryzias latipes (Japanese medaka), 6415 nucleotides. RefSeq lists its product as uncharacterized. NCBI's taxonomy places the organism in Eukaryota, Metazoa, Chordata, Actinopteri, Beloniformes, Adrianichthyidae. The record is from RefSeq and is a predicted model, not a curated record. Gene Ontology annotation, cellular component: plasma membrane. Gene Ontology annotation, biological process: chloride transmembrane transport. Gene Ontology annotation, molecular function: chloride channel activity.